Aureobasidium subglaciale EXF-2481 is the source of this 648-nucleotide messenger RNA. RefSeq lists its product as uncharacterized. The record is from RefSeq and is a predicted model, not a curated record. NCBI's taxonomy places the organism in Eukaryota, Fungi, Ascomycota, Dothideomycetes, Dothideales, Saccotheciaceae. The coding region runs from base 198 to 530 and encodes 110 amino acids. The transcript is spliced from 2 exons.
AGGAUACAUCGUCUCUAAGCCUGACUUAACAUAAAACAUCAUCAUCGCUUGCCAUUUUUACACAGGUUCAGAAGUUACGAACAUCAUCUGAACGUCAUAUCAUACUCUCGCAACCUCAUCGCUGCCAUCAAGCACAACGCCAUCGACAGUCUUCAGCUAUUCCGUCAAGGGGCAAAAAGCAAUAAGCAAAACACAAAAUGGCAGUCCCACAAGACCCGAAUUUCUGGAAGCGUUUCAGCUACGCAAUACACCAAGACGAAGAAGCACAAGUGUCUAACGAAAAAAAUCCCUGGCUAACAUCAACCCGCCAAAAACGAAAACACGCCUACCUCCGCAUCUGCUGCACCUUUUGGAUCCUCCUCUUCUCCCUAAUCGCGAUUAUCGUCGUCGUAAUCCUCAUUCUCGUAAAGACACAUGCGUUGGAAAAGAUACAUAUAGGUGGAGGAGAUAACAAGCGGGGAAAAGAGUUUAAUGAUUGGUUGCAGAGGUUAUUCAAGACGGGAGAUGAAGGGAAGGGUGGGGGAAGUUGAUGUGGCUCGUCCGUGGGCGAUGACGAAGAGACGUGUAGAAAGAGGAAAGGUGUGGAUUAGAAGUUUGUGGUAAUUGCAGAGAGGGACACAAGAGCUGGCCUCUUUGGGGAAGAUGCGA